GCACGGAUGAACAUCCCAGCACCUCCUAACGAUCCCGAGCAACGUAACAUAAUCGACAAGUUGGCGGACUUUGUCGCUCGCAAUGGGAAGGAAUUUGAGGCUCUGACAAGGGAUAAACAGCGUGGUAAUCCAAAGUUUGCCUUCCUGCACGGUGGAGAGUAUUUCGAUUACUACAAUUUUAAAGUUGAGGACGCUCGUAAGCAGUGGCAGGCAGAUAGACCGUAUAAAGAUGGUCAGUCUCAAAGCUUCGAUGGCGGAUUUCAGUGGACUGGACCUCCUUAUGAUUCCGGAGAUUUUCACUGGGAAGCUUAUGGCGGUGGUGCCGAAGUCGAUUAUCCUCAACCGUAUUCGAUGUCAGGUCCAUGCCCUUGGAAUAGGGAUCCAGAAGCCCCUUGGUAUAUGCCACCGACCUGGCCAGGUGGUCCAUCCUUCCCUGGGGCUCCGCGCGCGCCAACUAUACCCCCCGGAUUCGGCCCACAUCCACCGAACCUAUCAGUAAAUGAUGGUUUUCGGGGUCGAGGAUAUGGCGUCCCACAAUCUUAUACCUAUCAGGGUCCAAAUAACCAAGGUGGCCCCUUUCCGCCACCCAGAUUUUCUCUCCAGGGAGGAAACUUCGGUGAUUGUCAGCCACCAGGGAAUUCUGCUCCUCAUGACAGUGUACCUGAAUUCAGCGAGGCGGAUGUGGAGCAGAGUGAAAGGAACUUGAAAGCACAGCAUGAUGUUCUUAUGGCUCGACAGGCCAACGAAAUUGCUGAAUUCAUGGACCAUGCCCUUUUAAACUCUGUCAAAGAACGCUGUACUCGGUUGAACCUGCGGAUUGAGCAGUUAGAUGAGGUCAUUCAGCCCCUCAUCGAUUCAUGCACGAAAGAAAAUAUAUCUAGGGGUAAAACGUGGGUGAUUGAAAAAGGUUCUGAGUCUGUGGAGUCAGCGGAACUCUUGGCUGAUUACCUCUUGGCCCGCGCUGCUGUUCACAACGUGUCCUUCGAUUUACGUCUCCAUCUGAUUUACCUGCUCAACGACCUUUUGCAUCAUUUUAAGCGGCGGGGAGUUCCGAAUCACCUAGAAGAAAACAUUCAGCGCGUCGUGCCACCCAUGUUCUGCCUGACAUCCGAACUUGCCGAUGAGGAUAAAAAAUCCAAACUCAGCCGCGUUCUGGAUCUCUGGGAUUCCAAUGCUUAUUUACCACCUAACAUGUUGGAAGAAAUGAAACCGCCAAAAAUGGAUGCGUUUUUAUCAGAAUGGAAGGAGUCGCAGAAGAAAGCACAUGAAGCGGACAUUGAGAAGAUAAAGCGGGAUAUUGAGUCGCAGUAUGCUUCUCUAGAGAUGCAACACAAAGAAUUUAGUGAUCACGUGCAUCGUCAGCUAUCGGCUGCACAGCACGAAAUUAGGCCUGAGCAUUUCGAACCAGCUCAGCCACCGAUGCAGGCUACCGGUCCUGGCUACGGCAGCUGGAGACCACCGGGCCCGCACCCAAUGCCGCCUUACGACUCGAGUGAAAGUGAAUUGGGCGAUCCUCCUCGCAGGAUGCAUCAAGAAAACUACUUUGGACCUCCGCGCAGUGGUGGCAGUGGCUACGCGCCUGGAUUUCCUCCUUGUGGCGGUGGUAAUUGGUCAGGAAACAACCGCGGUCCGCCUCUUAAUUGGGGUCCUCCUCCGUUCCAAAUGGUCGGACCUCCGUUCCUUCCUCCUCAUGGUUACGGUGCACCUGGGAGCCGUCGCGAUCAUUCGGAAAGCAGCGUGUAUAUCGAGGACGAUGAUAUAGAGUGCGGCUACGAUGGGCCUUACGAUCCAGGUUACGAUAAUCAGUAUGACAACUACCAUCGGCACGAUGAUAGAGGACGCACCGAUAAUCGCAGCGAGCGCUCCUUUCAUCAUCGUUCUGGCCGACCUUCACGCUUUUCCUCUUCCCGACAUGAUUCAUCGCGUGACGAUGCAGACGAUUACCAUCUCAGGUCAUCUCGAGGCUCACACAGCUCCAACGGGUCUGAUAAAGCUGACCUACCGCAGGAAAAGUCGGUCGACCCGGUUGACCUUGUCCCCAAAUGCCCACCUUGGGAGUUACCCGCCGGUUUGAUGCAUCCAUUAAUUCGCUUGUGUGACUUCGACUAUUCACCUCUAGAGGAAUCCAAACUGCGACUUCUACCUCCGAAGGCGCCGUCAGAACGUCUGCUUCAAGCCAUAGAAAAUUUUUAUCUCCCACCCAGCCACGAUCGUACAAGGGACGGCGAGGGUUGGGAACGUCUAGGUUUGUAUGAGUUUUACAGCAAAAAAGAGAAAGCUCGCGAUUACUUGCAAAAGAAGAAGAAAAGGAGGAAGCGGCGAUCUGGAACUGCGGGCGAGACACAGCAUUCUCGCGCAUCUUCCGAUAACCGUAGACGUCGCAGAAACAGUGGUGGUAGUGGGAUUGCCAGUUCUUCUGGCGACGAUUCUCAGAGCGAGUCGAAUCCGGAUGUGGAUAAUGAGCACAUGAGACCAUUCACUCGUGAUUCCUCGCAUGGAAUGAGUUCUAGGCCAACCGCUUUCCAUUUGUCGCACAUUACUGCCUACCCAACUGCUGCUAUCGGCCAAGGUGUCCGCACGGGACCAGAGGCACUGGCGCAGCUCCCUCCACCUCUACCGCUUGGAACCACAUAUCCUGGCUACAAGGCCACCGGCUCAGUGGGGGGACAGCCCGGCGUCUCGAUUCCCCCGCCUAGACAGUCUGCCGGUCCGGCACUUCCUGGUAUCCCUCCGGGAUUCCCGUCUCCAGGGUUCCUACACUUCCCCCCUCCUAGCAUGUCACAACCACCUCCAGGUGUGCCCCAGGGGCUGAUACAACGUCCAGUUCCCGAUGGAGAUAGUGCGGCCUCGCGUACUCAUGUUGACACGCGACGAUCACCUUCAAAAUCUCGUUCUUUGUCUCGUUCUCGAUCUGGUUCACGCGAUUCACGUUCGCGCAGCCGUUCACGUUCUCGCAGUCCCAGAUCGCGCUCUCGUUCUGGUUCACGCGCUUCAAGAUCUCGUUCGAGAUCUCAUUCACCUCAUUCUUCCCGUACUGGUGCUGGCGGACCACACAGUUCGGAGCGUAAAUCCAGAGAUAGGCGAAGAAAACGCUCGCGUUCACGUAGUGAUUCUGGUUCACCAGUCGCUCGUUUCACCUCUGCCCCAAGCCCCAGUGGGUUCACUUCUGGUGCCGGCUCAGCCGGUCUCAGCGCAGCUCGAGCGGCUGCAUUGGCUGCUGCUGCAUCCAUCGCCAGUUCUAUAAAUGCCAACAAAAGCAGCUGCGCCAUUCCUCCUCCCACUUGGACUGGAGGUCCCGAACCUCCGAAUUCGUUCGGAGUUGGCUUGAACAAAUCUGGUUCUUUCGAUAGUAACUGUCCACCCACAAAACCGAAUCGCGGCAGUGGAUUGGGUCGAAGCAGAUUUUCCUCCGCGAUUGUCAAUCCAAGUCGUGUGGCAGAAAUGCACCUACUAGGCGCCGGUCCAGAUGAGAGGUUCCUUCCUGCACAUCAGCCACCAUCACCAUGAUCGGGACACCUUUACCAUCUGCUUUUACUUGUCGAACAAACUGCUACUUUGUGUGCGUUUCUGUUUGUAUUUCUCCUGACUCCUAGUAACUCAUCUGCGGACUGUUCCUGCUUGUUUCUCGCAAUUUCAAAUACGUUAAAAAUAAAUGCGUUUACUCACC
This is a messenger RNA of Dicrocoelium dendriticum, 3667 nucleotides long. Lineage: Eukaryota; Metazoa; Platyhelminthes; Trematoda; Plagiorchiida; Dicrocoeliidae. The record is from the annotation of a GenBank genome assembly.